AUGGUGUUGCGACUUGGAAACAUUUACAAACCGAGACGUACUGGAUCAUUGCCAGAGAAACCGCGGGGUGCGCUUUCAUGGAAUAUUCAGUGCACAGGUGAGUGGUUUAUAGAUUAUAAGGCAUAUAACGAUGCAUUAGCCCUCUACGACAGAAGGGAAUUUAGCUCUGAAUUUGACCCCGACAAUGUUACAACUCUCUUUACUGCCAAGAAUCAUGAAAGAACAGCACUUGAAUCUUUUUCGACCAGAUUAAAACCGGCUCUGCAAAAGGGGAUAGCGAAAUUGGUAUACACGCAUAUGCGCACGAGCAAUUCUGUAAUAAGCCCUGAACAGCUGUUUUCCAUUGUUGAGAAUGAAUUUUUUAUUGGCGAAUUUGUCUGUCUAAAUGAGGACGAUCGACUGUUCAUAAUAAAGGCGAAAUCUAAAUUUGACGAAGUUACUGAUCCUGUGAAUGGAAAAGAGAUAUUCCCCAAAUACUUCCGAUAUUUGAUUACUAGUACUGAUACCGAAAAAAGGUAUAUUGUUGAUCAAUCACAGAUACACAGAACGCAAAAUGUAUUAACAUUAGAGCUGAUAACCAAUUUUUUGAGAUUGCUUGACUGUAGGGAAUCUUCGGAGCUACUGGACAUCGUUAAAAUAAAAAACUUUGAACUGUAUCGGUUGAUUUCUGACUGGCAUCUCAAAAGGGGUAUAAACGAUUUAUUGGAAAAUCGCUCUAAAACUCAGAAUAACAAACCACUAAACCAUCAAACAAGACGAACCAGUGAAAGCGACGCAACAAACCAUCAAAUACAAAACGGACAGCCUACUAAAUUCCCAAGGCUAUCUGAGACUGCUAGUUCAGCUUUAAAUAUGGCAGAGAUAAGUACCAUGGUGACCACCCCACUGUCAAUACAAAACGAUCUAUUAUUACCAUUCCAAGGUGCACUCGACAGAUUCAAAAAUACAUAUUACUUCAACGACAAGCUAGAGUACCUACCGUGCAUUGAUGAUACUUAUAAAGAAUCAAUCGCUGUGUCAAGGUUAUUAGAAAUUCACCAAUUUUGCACCACAUUUGGUCAGUUACUUCAAAUAUCUUCUAUUACUUUUGAUGACCUGGUCACAACACUGAAAUGUACGGAUCCAAUGGAACAAGUUGGUGAGAUCGUCAACAUUGUGAAGAAAUCUGAUGAAGUCCUAGAUACCGAAAGGAGUACCUGGAGAAGAAAUGUUAAAAUACGCUCAUUGAUCAACAGCUUAUCUAACCAAGAGCUAACUUACGAGAUACUCCCAAAUACAGAACCUUCUGAAAAAGAUUUAAAACUCAUGGAUUUUGCUGGGAGUGGUCUUUUUUGUGAAAUACUUUGUUCCUUACUGACCCUUGUUAUAGACGAAAAUGGAGAUUGGAGAUGCUUAAUCAUGGAGGAAUGGAUUGACAACAAGACUCUGGAAAUACCGGAGAUUGACGAACAGUUGGAUAAAAUAUUGAACUAUAAUGACGUUAAUUGGGCAGAAAGAUUGUCCAAGAGACAAUUUAAAAAUAAUUAUUGGAUCGUCUGCUUACUCGGGGUGUUACAAGACAGUAUGCAUAUAGCAAAAUAUAACGAGAUCGUUGCCAAUUUUACAAAGAAAAUUGUUCCAAAAGAAAUUAAGAAGGAUUUCACCAAACAGAUGUUUCUGCAAUUUUGUUGUGACUUGACGCUAGCAGAAAAAAUUGAUGUCCUCUGGGUUUUGGUAGAUAUUGUAAUCAACUUUUCUAUGGAUUUAAGGAAAUGGAUUGAUGAACUACCGAAGCUCUGCACAAAUAUUGAAUACGAAAUAAGCAGGCUCUCACACUUUCAGGCAAAAACAUUGUCCCGCAAAACACAAUCCAAGGCCGAGUUACUUCGAUUACAGAAAGAAAGCAAAUUAGAGGAGUCGUGGCAGACUGUAAAGAAAGACUUGGACCUUUUUGAAAGAAUGUUCACCACCAUGAAGCAGGACAAACUAUUUCUAUUUUCAAAACUUUCUGAAUAUUGUAAUACAAGAUCGCAGCCUUUGGGUAGGGAUAAAUUUGGAAACUGCUAUUAUUGGUUUGAAACUGUCUUUCCCGAAGAAAUGGGCACGGGUAGUUAUGAAAAACCACGACACUCGUCAGGAAGGUUAUGGGUAUGCGGUCCAGGUGACGAGGAAUCGGAGGUGCUACUGAAUGUGAAAAGAGAAAUUAAGCACAAAUGGAUUACAAUCGCUCGAAGCAAAGGUAAAGUGGCUGCCACUAAAGAAGUUUUCAAAAUUUACAGAACAGAUAAUGGUUCAUAUUUUACUUGUGACGGCGACUUGGAUAUUGAAGUCGUUAAUUGCAACGGAUUAGUAGCUCAGAAUUCUAUGCUGACAACAAUACAGGCAAAAAUUGUAGAUGAAACUCCUGAAAAAUUACUCUUGUCGAACAAGGAAUGGCUUUGCUUUGAUGGUGUUGCAAAUAUAAGACGACUGCUACAUAUCUUGAAUAAAUGGGGACAGAAGGAAAGCGUAUUACGUGCAAAUAUAGAGAAAAUAUUCUUACGGAUUACACAAGGCGUGGACAAGACCUAUAUCUUGUCGCACAAUCACUAUUAUGAUAAUGUUGAGCAGAAACUGCUCCAUGAAUUUGACAUGAACUGCCGUCACAAUGAUAUUGCAAAACUUACAGAAGAAAAGGGCAACAACCCCUUCGAUCUUCAUACUGAACCAGCGGUGUCACGUAGCGAAAUAGUGGAUUUGGCCAAACAAUUGUUAUCAGUGCGGAACAAUAAACAGACAAGAAAAAUAUUCCAUUUGCUGAAGAAGUGUGAAGAUAAGAGGGUGAAGUUGAUAGAAAGACAGAUGGAACUACUUUCCCGCAAAUCGCUGGGUUUGGGACCUAACAUAUACAUGGAGAAAACUCGUAGAUCCAAGAUUACAGACAUUAGUUUGAGGAGACAAAUGCAGAUUUUGACGGAUCUAUUGAACCACAGACAUUUCCGCGCAAUCAAAGAUGUCUCGCAGUGGAAAAACAGUUAUCCGACGGAUACUUCGGAUGUGCAUACUAGGCUGGUCACUAUCUUGCACAAUAUCAUCGCGAAAACAAAAUCUGACGGAUAUAUAAAGUACCUGUCAGGUGUUAUCGCCCGUGAGAAGACAGCGAUAGAAGCGGCAAAGCAAGCAGCACAGCAAGCAGCUCAGCAAGCAGCUCAGCAAGCAGUUCAGCAAGCAGCACAACGUCAAGCCGACACGGCCAAGGUAUUGAGAGUAGAAACGCCUCCAGCGUCAUCUUCAGCCUUGCCAGCGGCAUCGGAACAAUAA
Molecule: messenger RNA, 3279 nt
Organism: Huiozyma naganishii CBS 8797
Lineage: Eukaryota; Fungi; Ascomycota; Saccharomycetes; Saccharomycetales; Saccharomycetaceae
Exons: 1
Coding region: 1-3279 (1092 amino acids)
Source: RefSeq, a predicted model, not a curated record